Alternaria incomplexa is the source of this 792-nucleotide messenger RNA. RefSeq lists its product as uncharacterized. The transcript has a single exon. Lineage: Eukaryota; Fungi; Ascomycota; Dothideomycetes; Pleosporales; Pleosporaceae. Gene Ontology annotation, biological process: proteolysis. Bases 1 to 792 code for a protein of 263 amino acids. The record is from RefSeq and is a predicted model, not a curated record. Gene Ontology annotation, molecular function: serine-type endopeptidase activity.
AUGCGUUUCCAAUCCAUCAUCGCCAUCGCGCUCCCUGCGCUCGUCCUUGCGGCUCCUACUCCUCAGGACCCCGAGUACGAGUUCCCCGAGGAUGCUCCCGUUGACGACAUUGUCGGUGGAACUGCUGCUGCCUCUGGCGACUUCCCCUUCAUUGUCAGCCUUCAGAAGAACGGACAGCAUCUCUGCGGUGGUUCUCUCUUGGACGCCACCACCGUCGUCACUGCUGCUCACUGCUCCGUGAGCUCAGUCAUCGGCUCUGUCAGCACCCUCAAGAUCCGUGCUGGUAGCCUGCAAAAGGCAUCCGGCGGUACAUUGGUUGGCGUCUCCUCCGUCACCGUCCACCCCAACUACCGCAGCUCGGGUCAGGAUUGGGAUGUCGCCAUCUGGAAGCUCUCUACUUCCGUCGCUGCCAGCGGCUCCAUCGGCUAUGCUCGCCUUCCUGCUGCUGGCUCCGACCCCGCUGCUGGAUCCAACGCCGUCGUUGCCGGCUGGGGUGCUCUCACUGAGGGCGGCAGCAGCCCUGCUGCUCUCCAGAAGGUCACCGUCCCCAUCGUUUCCCGCGCCAGCUGCCGCUCCUCCUACGGAACCUCUGCCAUCACCACCAACAUGAUCUGCGCUGGUUUCCCUCAGGGUGGAAAGGACUCCUGCCAGGGCGACUCUGGCGGCCCCAUCGUCGACUCCUCCAAGACCCUCAUUGGUCUCGUCUCCUUCGGCAACGGCUGCGCUCAGGAGGGCUUCCCCGGUGUCUACGCUCGCACCUCUGCUCUCCUCUCCUUCAUCAACUCUGUUUAA